AUGCCUCGUUCAUUCUUGGUAAAACGCCGUCACUCCAUCAUGGGUAUCACAGGAUGGGGGCACCUUGCGGAUGAAGAAAGAGGAGACAUGUAUAUUCCAGACUCUGUGUUUUGGACACACUCCUCAGAUCAUGGAACACCCACACCACAUGUGCAUGAGGGUCGGUUCGCUUGUCGUGCAUGUCGCAAAUCUUUCCCUCUUCAGCGCAUGUUAACACGUCACCUCAAGUGUCACAGUACCCAGAAGAGGCACAGGUGUCCCUGCUGUGCAAAAGGAUUUAAUGACACGUUCGAUCUCAAGCGGCAUAUGAGAACUCACACAGGAAUCCGUCCAUACAAAUGUCCAGUUUGUGACAAGUCUUUUACCCAGCGUUGCUCCUUGGAAAGCCAUCUACGCAAGAUCCAUGGAGUAGUACAGAGUUACGCGUACCGCCAGCGCCGUUCCAAAAUCUAUGUGUGUGAAGAAUGUGGCUUCACGUCUCCAAGUGCGGACACCUACACCCUGCAUGUCAUCGAGGUCCAUCCUAGCAGUCCUGUGCUAUCCAAGCAUCUAAGAAAACGGGGGGCUGGAGUUCUGAGGGGAGAAAUGGGGGUCUUACUACACCCUACACCUCGUUAUGCCUCAACUACUAUUCACUCCAGGUGACGCAGGUUACUG
Pelobates fuscus (common spadefoot toad) is the source of this 657-nucleotide messenger RNA. RefSeq names its product putative transcription factor ovo-like protein 3. The record is from RefSeq and is a predicted model, not a curated record. NCBI's taxonomy places the organism in Eukaryota, Metazoa, Chordata, Amphibia, Anura, Pelobatidae. The transcript is spliced from 4 exons. Bases 1 to 645 code for a protein of 214 amino acids. Gene Ontology annotation, biological process: epidermal cell differentiation; regulation of transcription by RNA polymerase II. Gene Ontology annotation, cellular component: nucleus. Gene Ontology annotation, molecular function: DNA-binding transcription factor activity, RNA polymerase II-specific; RNA polymerase II cis-regulatory region sequence-specific DNA binding.